Molecule: messenger RNA, 1008 nt
Organism: Equus caballus (horse)
Lineage: Eukaryota; Metazoa; Chordata; Mammalia; Perissodactyla; Equidae
Source: RefSeq, a predicted model, not a curated record
AUGGGCGCCCCCGGGCCGGGCCGCGCAGCCAACCGCACCGAGGCGCUGGCCUUUGUGCUCCCGGGGGUCACCGACGUGCGCGCGCUGCAUGCAGCUCAUGCUCUUCGCCGCGCUCCUCCUCACUUAGUCGCGACCCUCCUCCCGGGGGACCUGCUCAUCGUCACCUUGCCGGUGGCCGACCGCCGCCUCGCCGCCCCCGUGUACUACUUCCUGCGGCACUUCGCGCUGCUGGAGCUGGGCUUCCCCUCCGCCGUCCCCCGCAGAUACGGGGCUCUCCUUCCUCCUGGGCCCGGCGGAGCCCCUGCUGCUGCGGUGACGGCCGCCCACCGCUCCCGGGCCGUCCGCCGCCCGCUGCGGCCCCCAGCCCUCGUGAGCACGCGCGUGUGCCCGCGCUCGAGCUGGCCUGCGGGGGCGCCGCCUGCUCUUCCUCACCGGCCCGGCGUCUGGAUGUUCUCCCUCCGCUUCUGCGGCCCCGGCGUCCUCCAUCACUUCUUCCGCGACAGCGCGCCCUUGCUGGCGCUGGCCUGCGCCCACACCGGCCUCCUGCAGCCAGUGCGCUUCCUGGUGGCCGUGCGCACCCUGGCCAGCGCCGUGCUGGUGACCGGCCCCUCCCACGGCUGCAUGGUCGCCACCGUCCUGCACCUGCCUUCCUCGGGGGGUCGCCGCAAGGCCUUCUCCGCCUGCUCCUUCCACAUCCUGGUGGUGUCCCUCACCUCCGGGAGCUGCGCCGUCAUGUACCUGAGCCCCACGCAGACCGGGCGGCUGCGCCUCAACAAAGGACUUGCUUUCCUCAACACCACCGUGUCGCCUCUGCUGAACCCCUUCAUCUCCUGCCUCGGGAAUGAGCUGGUCCAGAAAGCUGGCCGGGAUGUGUUGACCAAGGGGAGAGGGUGUUCUUCUGAGAAGCCCAGGGCAGAAAAUUUCCUGAGAGCUGCUUAUCUGCUUCUUUUUAAUUUUUUCAAUGAAUGCAAUUAUUUCCGGUUUGAGGAGGGAGGAAAAAAAUGCUAG